UGCGCGGACGUCGUUGGUCUACAAGUACAAGCAUUGCGGCGCACGUGUCGACGCCCCUAGCGCCCUGUGAUCCAUGGAUCCAACUCUCGAGCUAGCUACGGACCCUCCUUUGUGUGUUUUCAUCCGUCAACCUCUCUGUUCCGCAGAUUGUUGAAGAAUUGAUUCUAGCGAACGCAUUCAUUCUAGGUUUGAUAUACAAAAAAUAGAAUACGGUGUGAAGGUAAACAAGAGAAGAGUAAAGUCGAACGAAGGUUUCCCGGGAGGUUACAUGCAUCGGUAAGACUUACCUCCUUGCUCUCUCAGCCAUUGAUCUUCAAAAUGUCCUCUCCUGUAGCAAAUACUUCCAGCAGUCCGACAAGUAACUCCGGUAUCGGCAGAAGGUCAAAUAGCUCGGCAGUGAGCAAUGGCACUUUGCAGAGUACUGCUCCUGGUCAGAGCACACAAAGCUCGCUGGGGCCUUCUUCCUCCUCGGGUCGCGAGUCGGGUCUUUAUGAUAGCAGCGAUACGAACACAACGCAAAGCACCAACAUCGAUGGUUCCAUUGCAGCGGCAUCACUGCACAGUGAAAAGGCAGCAAUGCCCAGCCUAGCUGAACAACCACCAACUGAAGCAGGCAUGCCCAGUAAGCCAGCAGCAGCAGCACCACCACCGCCACCAAGCAAACCUAAUGUUCUUGCUGGCGGCAAGGUACCGUGGACACCAGUAACGGUGACCUGCUGGUUUAUGCUGGGCAUCAUACGCGGCACAACGGCCAUCAUGCUGGCGCUGGCGGGUGACGACAUUCGUCCGACGGUCAUUGUGAUACUGCGCUCACCAGGUACGAUAGCCUUGUUUGCACUGGUGAUGAUUGUCUGGAGCUACAACAGCCCGGCGCUGAAAGCCAACAUGAAAGAGGUGCUAUCCACACCCAUGACCUACCCUAAGCUGAUGGUGCUUGGCGUCAUCCAGUCCGGUGGGCCGUUCCUGCUCUUUACGUACGGCCUGACGCACGUUCCCGGCUCAUUCGGCGGUGCGUUCCUAGCGAGCGUGCCCGUGUGGACUGUUCUGGUGGAUCAGACCCUGUUCAGAGCCCUCGGU
Molecule: messenger RNA, 1077 nt
Organism: Sycon ciliatum
Lineage: Eukaryota; Metazoa; Porifera; Calcarea; Leucosolenida; Sycettidae
Source: RefSeq, a predicted model, not a curated record